This is a messenger RNA of Schizosaccharomyces osmophilus, 1203 nucleotides long. It is a transcript of the gene uba42, whose product is annotated as thiosulfate sulfurtransferase, URM1 activating enzyme E1-type Uba42. Lineage: Eukaryota; Fungi; Ascomycota; Schizosaccharomycetes; Schizosaccharomycetales; Schizosaccharomycetaceae. Gene Ontology annotation, biological process: tRNA wobble position uridine thiolation; protein urmylation. The record is from RefSeq and is a predicted model, not a curated record. Gene Ontology annotation, cellular component: cytosol; cytoplasm. The transcript is spliced from 3 exons. Gene Ontology annotation, molecular function: adenylyltransferase activity; URM1 activating enzyme activity; thiosulfate-cyanide sulfurtransferase activity. Bases 1 to 1203 code for a protein of 400 amino acids.
AUGGAGAAUAAAUUGAAUCAAAAUAUUGAACAAGAAAAACUCACUAGUGAAGAGUACGCUAGAUACGGGCGUCAGAUGAUAUUGCCUGAAAUUGGUUUGCCUGGUCAACUUGCGUUGAAGAAUUCAUCCGCUUUAAUCAUCGGAGUCGGUGGACUAGGAUGUCCUGCAGCUCAGUACAUAACUGCGGCAGGAAUUGGAACAAUUGGCUUAUUAGACGGCGAUGUUGUAGAUAAAAAUAAUCUUCAUCGUCAAGUUAUUCACUCCACCAGUAAGGAGGGAAUGCCAAAAGCUGAAUCUGCCAAGCAAUUUCUUCAAGACUUAAACCCACACGCGAAAAUACAUACCUAUGUGGAAUAUGCAUCUCCCCAAAACCUAUUUGAAAUUAUUUCAGCCUACGAUAUCGUGCUUGACUGCACAGAUAAUCAGUUUACACGCUAUUUGAUAUCCGAUGUCUGUGUUUGGCACGGAAAGCCUCUUAUUUCAGCUUCAGCCCUUCAAUUUGAAGGACAGCUCUGUAUAUACAAUUACUGCAAUGGUCCUUGUUACCGUUGUAUGUUUCCAAACCCUACACCGGUGGUUACUAGUUGUGCUAAAUCUGGAAUUCUUGGACCCGUUGUUGGUACCAUGGGUACUAUGCAAGCUUUGGAAACGAUUAAGUUGGCAUUGAGUAUGAAAGAAGUAAACAAAGAAGCAUUUGUCCCUUUUAUUCUACUUUUCCAUGCAUUUAAAUUUCCUCAAUGGAAGCAUGUGCGCAUCCGCUCUCGUCAACAGUCUUGUAAAUCUUGCGGUCCCCAUAAAGUCUUAACUCGUUCUUUCAUUGAAUCCUCUCCUUCCGAAUAUGUUACUCUUUGUGACGCUGUUCCCAAAAAAGGUGAAAAGAGUUUGAAUCCCAUAAAGCGAAUCACCCCAAAAGAAUUGUCACAUUUAAUUAGCGAGUCAUCCAGCAUGACAUUCCUAGAUGUUCGCGAACCAGUUCAGUAUGGUAUUUGUAAUCUUCCUUCAUUUAAGAAUGUACCAUUAUCAGAAGUUGAUGCUUUAAAUGAUCUCUCUGGAAGAGUAUGUGUAAUAUGCCGAAGCGGCAAUACGUCUCAGGCUGCAGUCAGAAAGCUUCAAGAAUUGAAUCCUGAUGCUGACAUUUUUGAUGUAAUGUCCGGUUUACAAGGCUGGUCAAAAGAUGUUGACCCUCUAUUCCCGUUGUAUUAA